AUUGAUAAUUAACAAAUAAAAAAUGCUGAGGUGCUUUCUUGUCCGAUUAGAAUCGAGCUCAACUAGGUGUUUUUUUCUCCCCCCAAAUCCUUAUUUUCUCUGAUAGAUUUCUUAGUUUUUGUUUCUUUAAAAAAAUUAGGGUUUUCAGGUGCCGAUCGAAAUUGAUGGGUGCGUUUGAAGAGAUUGCAGCUGAUAUCAGUUUUCUAUUACACUUUGAUUUGAAUGGACCAUUUUAUGAUUCAUGCCAAUGGGUUGGGUGACAGUUCGGAUGUAGAAAUGGAUGAGAUAAGGUGUGAGAAUAUAGCAGAGAAAGAUGUCAGUGAUGAAGAGAUCAAAGCAGAAGAUUUGGAGAAGCGAAUGUGGAAGGACCAUAUCAAACUUAGGAGGAUCAAGGAAAGACAAAAGCUUGCAGCCCUACAAGCUGCAGAGAAGCAGGAGCCCAAGAAGAUGCGACUAGAUCAUGCUCGGCGGAAGAAAAUGGCAAGAGCUCAUGAUGGGAUAUUGAAGUACAUGCUGAAGCUUAUGGAAGUGUGCAAAGCCCGAGGAUUUGUGUAUGGGAUAAUUCCCGAGAAGGGUAAGCCGGUGAGUGGUGCAUCAGAUAACAUAAGGGCUUGGUGGAAGGAGAAGGUGAAGUUUGAUAAGAAUGGACCAGCUGCUAUAGUAAAAUAUGAAGCGGAGUGUCUUACAAAGGAAAAGGAAGAUGGUUUUCAAAAGAGAAACUCCCAAAACAUUCUUCAAGAGUUGCAAGAUGCAACGUUAGGGUCUCUCUUGUCUUCGUUGAUGCAACAUUGUAAUCCACCUCAGAGGAAGUACCCCUUAGAGAAAGGUAUUCCUCCGCCUUGGUGGCCAACAGGGAGCGAAGAAUGGUGGGUGAAAUUGGGGCUACCCAAAGGUCAGAGUCCUCUGUAUAAGAAGCCUCAUGAUUUGAAGAAGUUGUGGAAAGUUGGAGUUUUAACUGCUGUGAUAAAGCACAUGUCACCUGAUGUUGCAAAGAUCAGGAGGCUAGUCCGGAAAUCAAAGUGCUUACAGGAUAAGAUGACUGCUAAGGAGAGCUCAAUUUGGUUGGGGGUUUUGAGUCGAGAGGAAUCCCUCUUCCAGCUGCCUAGCAGUGACAAUGGGGCAUCUGGCAUGUCUGAGCCACCUUCAAGUGGCCAUGGAGAAAAGAAGAAACCUUCUGUCAGUAGUAACAGUGACUAUGAUGUUGAUGGCAUUGAUGAUGGUGUGAGUUCUGUUUCAUCUAAAGAUGACUUGAGAGAUCAACCAGUGGAAGUGGAACCAUCUAGUCAACCUCAAAAUACUACACCCCAUCAUUUCAAGGAUAAUGAGAGACUAGAGGAGCAACCUAGUAGAAAAAGACGACGUGUGCGAUCAAGUUCAGCUGCUCAACAGGCUGCACCUUCUAGUGAGCAUCUACAUCAUGAACCACGAAACACGCUGCCUGAUAUAAACCAAACUGAUGUACCUUCCCCUAUGUGUGGCGGCCGACACAAAAAUGAUACAACUGAAACUAUGAGGCCUGUGGAGAAAGGUCUUCAGGACCCUAGAUUGCACAUUGAAAUUCAAAAUACCAGGUUGCUUAAUGGUCGAAAUUCUGGGUUGCAUCAAGAUCAAAGAUCAAAAGAUUCUCGGAUGCAUCAUGGCCCUACUCAUGAUUUUCAUAGUCUAUCACUGGAAUUUGGGUCCAGUAGUGUUGGACAGCAGACCCAGAUGGGAUUUAGUGAACCGUGGGUUAGACCAGAGGAUUCUGGAGUCAAUGUACCACCACUGCAUGAAAAUGAAAAUGCUAUUUUUGAAGGAGAUAUGCACCAGUAUUUGAAAGACACCUUUCAGAAUGAUCAAGAUAAACCUCUUGCAAAUCACUUUGGAUCUCCAAUCAAUAGCCUGUCGCUAGAUUAUGGAGGAUUUGACAGCCUAUUUCAUCUUGGAAUCAAUGACUCAGGUUCAUUAGAUACCAGUGAUAUAGACUAUUUGCUUAAAGAUGAUUGGAUGCUCGAUUGCUUUGGAGCGUAGAUUGUCAGAUUUUGUGAGCGACAUUUUACAGUAACACCUUCCUUCCUUCCUCUCUCCCCCUUUGGAAGUUGAUUGAAUGAAUCUUAUUUUGACAUUGUUUCUUAUGCAAGGACUGCAAAAAUUGCAGUGGUUGGUGCUGAGCGAGGUGAACAACGUUUGCUAUCUGUUGAACUGUUGCCAGUGCUGGUGUUGUCCACGGAUAACAACAAUGUAAGUUAUGAACUUAAUACUCUGAUCCCUCAAUGUAGUGCAGAUGUAAUGAAUAGGUUCAAAAAAAAUUGUCUGGUGAUCCUGAGUAGUUGGUGUAAAUAAGUCAAAUUUGUUUGAUUGGCAAAAACAGCAUGGUUAUAGUGUCUUGUUCUUUUUUCCUUGACCAAGCUUGAAAUUAAUAACAAUUUUUCAUGUCUUCUGUUUGUCUA
Messenger RNA from Camellia sinensis, 2429 nucleotides. RefSeq names its product ETHYLENE INSENSITIVE 3-like 3 protein. Gene Ontology annotation, molecular function: DNA-binding transcription factor activity; DNA binding. NCBI's taxonomy places the organism in Eukaryota, Viridiplantae, Streptophyta, Magnoliopsida, Ericales, Theaceae. Gene Ontology annotation, cellular component: nucleus. The record is from RefSeq and is a predicted model, not a curated record.